GUGAGUGGUCAGUUAAAUGCCUGGUCUCUGUUACAUAAGCAGCAGCAAAUCUCUGCGUUUAAAACUGGGGACUGACUACUUUGUACGGAUGAUGAUGAACCUUUCCUUACGUUUGAGAAGACCGUCCUGGAUGGUGGAUAGUAAAAGAAUGGGGAUGACUUCAGAUUUACAGUGGCUCUUAUUAACAUGUAUUCUCCUGUACUUAAUGAACCAAGUAAAUAGCCAGAAAAGGGGGGCUCCUCGUGAUUUGAAGUGUAUAACUAACAAUUUGCAAGUGUGGGACUGUUCUUGGAAAGCACCCUCUGGAGCAGGCCGUGGUACUGUUUAUGAAGUUUGCAUCGAAAACAGGUCUCAUUCUUGUUAUCAAUCAGAGAAAACAAAUACUAAAAUCCCUGCUCUUUUACCUGGUGAUCAUGAAAUAACAAUAAACCCUCUGUAUGAUUUUGGAAAUCUUAUAAGUAAAUUCACACUAAAUGAAAAAAAUGUCUCCUUAAUUCCAGACACUCCAGAGAUCUUGAAUUUGUCGGCUGAUUUCUCAACUUCCACAUUACACCUAAAGUGGAAUGACAGAGGCUCUGUUUUUCCAUAUCAUUUAAAUGUCAUCUGGGAAAUUAAAAUUCUACGUAAAGAAAAUAUGGAAAUUGUAAAAUUAGUGACCCACAACACAACUGUGAAUGGUAAAGAUACAGUUCAUCACUGGAGUUGGACCUCAGACAUGCCCUUGGAGUGCGCCACUCAUUCUGUGGGAAUUAGAUGCUAUGUUGAUGAUCCUCAUUUCUCUGGUCACAAAGAGUGGAGUGACUGGAGCCCACUGAAGAACGUUUCUUGGUCACCUGAUUCUCAGACUAAGGUUUUUCCUCAAGACAAAGUGAUACUUGUAGGCUCAGAUAUAACAUUUUGUUGUGUGACUCAAGAAAAAGUGUUAUCAGCGCAGAUUGGCCAAACAAAUUGUCCCCUUAUCCAUCUUGAUGGGGAAAAUGUGGCAAUCAAGAUCCAUAAUAUUUCUGUUUCUGCAAAUAGCGGAACAAAUGUGGUUUUCACAACGGAAGAUAACAUAUUUGGGACAGUUAUUUUCGCAGGAUAUCCACCUGAUAUUCCUCAAAAACUGAACUGUGAGACCUAUGAUUUAAAAGAGAUUGUCUGUACUUGGAGUCCAGGAAGACCAACUGCAUUGGUGGGCCCACGCAAUACAAGUUAUACUUUAUUUGAAAGUUUUUCAGGGAAAUAUGUUAGGUUUAAAAGAGUUGAAGCACCAACAAAUGAAAGCUAUCAGUUACUCUUUCAAAUGCGUCCAAAUCAAGAAAUAUAUAAUUUUACUUUGAAUGCUCGCAAUCCUCUGGGUCGAUCAGAAUCAACUAUUUUAGUUAACAUAACUGAAAAAGUCUAUCCUCGAAUUCCUACUUCAAUCAAAGUGAAGGAUAUUAAUUCAACUGCUGUUACACUUUCCUGGCAUUUACCAGGCAACUUUGCAAAGAUUAAACUUUUAUGUCAAAUUGAAAUUAACACAACUAACUCAGUCCAAGAAUUGCGGAAUGUCACAAUCAAAGGAGUAGAAAAUUCAAGUUAUCUUGUAGCUGUGGACAAGUUAAAUCCAUAUACUAUAUAUACUUUUCGGAUUCGCUGUUCUACUGAAACUUUCUGGAAAUGGAGCAAAUGGAGCAAUGAAAAAAAAUAUUUAACCACAGAAGCCAUUCCUUCAAAGGGACCAGAUACGUGGAGAGAGUGGAGUUCUGAUGGAAAAAAUUUAAUAAUCUAUUGGAAGCCUUUACCCAUUAAUGAAGCGAAUGGGAAAAUACUUUCCUAUAAUGUAUCAUGUUCACUCGAUGAGGAGACACAGUCCCUUUCUGAGAUCCCUGAUCCUCAACACAAGGCAGAACUACAACUUGAUAAGAAUGACUACAUCAUCAGUGUGGUGGCAAAAAAUUCUGUUGGCUCAUCGCCACCUUCUAAAAUAGCUAGUAUGGAAAUUCCAAACGAUGAUCUCAAAGUAGAGCAGGCUGUCGGAAUGGGAAAUGGAAUUCUCCUCACUUGGAAUUACGAUCCCAAUAUGACCUGUGACUAUGUUAUUAAAUGGUGUAACUCAUCUCGGUCUGAACCCUGCCUUAUGGACUGGAAAAAAGUCCCUUCAAACAGCACUGAAACUGUAAUAGCAUCUGAUCAGUUUCGACCAGGUGUAAGAUACAGUUUUUUUCUGUAUGGGUGCAGAAAUCAAGGAUAUCAGUUAUUACGUUCUGUAAUUGGAUAUAUAGAAGAACUGGCUCCGAUUGUUGCGCCAGAUUUUACUGUUGAGGAUACAUCCGCAGAUUCCAUAUUAGUAAAAUGGGAAGAUAUUCCUGUGGAAGAGCUCAGAGGCUUUUUAAGAGGAUAUUUAUUUUACUUUGAAAAAGGAGAGAGAGACACAUCUAAAAUAAGGGGUUUGGAAUCAGGUCGGUCCGACAUAAAGGUUAAGAAUAUUACUGACCUGUCCCAGAAGACACUGAGAAUUGCUGAUCUUCAGGGUAAAACAAGCUACCAUCUGGUCUUGCGAGCCUAUACAGAUGGUGGCAUGGGCCCAGAGAAGAGCAUGUUUGUGGUGACGAAGGAAAAUUCUGUGGGAUUGAUUAUUGCCAUUCUCAUACCAGUGGCAGUGGCUGUCAUCGUGGGAGUGGUGACGAGUAUCCUUUGCUACCGGAAACGAGAAUGGAUUAAAGAAACCUUCUACCCUGAUAUUCCAAAUCCAGAAAAUUGUAAAGCUCUACAGUUUCAAAAGAGUGUCUGUGAGGGAAACAGUCCUCUCAAAACAUUGGAAAUGAAUCCUUGUACCCCAAAUAAUGUUGAGGUUCUGGAAACUCGAUCAACAGUUCCAAAAAUAGAAGACACAGAAAUAAUGUCUCCGGUAGCUGAGCGGCCAGAAGAAAGCUCUGAUGCAGAACCCGAGAACCACGUGGUUGUGUCCUACUGCCCCCCUGUCAUUGAGGAGGAAACGCCGACCCCGGGCGCCGAUGAAGCCGGAGGGACCUCUCAGGUCGUUUACAUCGAUAUCCAGUCUAUGUACCAGCCCCAAGCGAAGCCAGAGGGAGACCAAGACAACGACCCUGUCGGGGGGGCCGGCUAUAAGCCACAAAUGCACCUCCCCGUCCCUGCUGCUGUGGGAGACCUCGUGGCGGAGGACGACUUAGACACAACUGCAGGCUACAGACCCCAGGCCAAUGUAAAUACUUGGAGCUUAGUAUCUCCAGACUCUCCCAGGUCCACAGACAGCAACAGUGAAACUGUCUCUUUUGGAAGUCCCUGCUCCAUUAACUCCCGACAGUUUUUGAUUCCUCCUAAAGAUGAAGACUCUCCAAAAUCGAAUGGGGGAGGGUGGUCCUUUACAAACUUUUUUCAGAACAAACCCAACGACUAACAGAGUCACCGUGUCACUUCAGUCUGCCAUCUCAGCAAGCUCUCCGUUCUGGCGUUCCCAGGCCAGCACUGCGCAUCUUGGAGGGAUCCUGUGAAGUACUGUUAGCGAGGGGGACCUCACUGCGCGCAAGGCACACCAAGUGUUCAUGUACACCUAGUGUAGUCUCACAGCCAAAGUAGAGUAACCCAGACAUUCAGUCCAUGCAGCUCAAGUCUUGGAGCAAUCCGUGACUGGAGCCAAAGAAUUCUCACGUGCUCUACCUUCAGGAAGCCCUUCGUGGCUAAUCCUGUCUGGUCCACACAUGCAAAACAAGUCCCCCAGCCGCGUGUUCUGUUCUGCUAGUGGUUUUCUCAUAUGGAUGCUUUAUGGAAUCGCAAGCUGAUUUACAGGCAUGGGAGAAAAAUGUCAGAGUAACAGAUGAUGGUUAUUUGCCUGAUCCUUGCUCCAUUCUAGACGAAAACCAAGCACAGAUUUCAGAACUUUCAACAUUAGUCUCCUCUAUCCACAGCACUUACAAAAAAUUAAUAUAAUUUCUAAUGUAGUGACAGCUAUUUAGUGUUUUGUUUGAUAAAGUAUGCUGAUUUCCAUGCCUACUGUAUAAUGGUUAUCAAACAGUUUUCUCAGGGGUACAAACUUUGAAAAUGAGCGUGACACUGACCAGCCCAAAUUAGAAUCAUGUUGUCUUGCUUUGGGAGGUUUUGCAGACCAUUCCCUUACUCUGUAGCUUGCAUGCGAACUUCCCUUAUUGCAGUUGGUUGCCCUAAUAUUUAAGACCGAAAUUUCAAAGACUGGAGAUCUGAGGGGGUUUUUUUGUUUUGUUUUGUUUUUUUGUGACACAGUGUCAGUUUUAUAAAUAUAGGAGCCAAUCCAAUAUUACCAAUAAACCUAGAAUUGCAGUGAUUUGACUAUUUGAGGUGACUCCUACACAGACGCUCGCUGCAUUAACUCUUUGUACUGUUCGGACCGGCUUCAGCGCCUCCCGAGAACGCCGUGUCACAGAGUUCCAAUCACCCGGGCAGUGGUGACCUUUGACUCCUCGUAGCAAAGGUUCCUCCUGAUCAGGCGUUUUGGCAGUUUCUCCUUGUGAAAUGAUCAUCAGUCUAGACUAUUUGACCCAGUCCUCAAAUGUUUAAAUCUAAAACUGAAAAGAUCAUGCUUCCUACAGGAACAGUUCCUCAAGGGCUAUUGCAUGCGAGCUGUGGCAAGGUCCGUUGGAAUGGGUGGGCGUGCCCGUGUUAAAGGUGCGGUGGUUGCUGUGUGAGCCGUCCCUGACUGCAUGUCUUCACAGCCUCCCCGCCUGCCCUUGCUUUCCGUAAGUGAUGUCUAGGAUGAAUGUGGGUUUUGGAAAAGCAGAAUAAACUAAAAAGUGUACCUUACAUCUCCCCCACCCGUAGGUUGUCUAUGUAUUUUGUCUUUGGAGAGUUAAGGCAAAGCACCAGAAAAAUUGGAAAUACCUGAAUACAUCAGGAUGUGCCUAUUUUUCUUUUCUUUAUUUAAUCAUCUGAGGUUCUGUGAUAAUGGAUUGGUUAUCCUUUUUUUCUAGGUCCUCAUGUUUCUUUAUAAAAACCAUGUCAUGGAAAAAAGCCACACGGUGACAAGGGGCAAACCUCUUUGGGUACUCACUGAAUCCUGAUGGUAAUUGCUAGAAUUCAACUAAAUUUUUGAGCUUCAUGAUAUAUGGACGCGUGGAAUGAAACAGAACUAGUUAUGUACACAAUUAGUAUAUGUUAAAACCAUGGAAUAGCUCCUAGAGAUUUUCAACAAUGAAAAAUGUCUCAAACCAGAGCCAUCCCUGACAGUUUGCUGCUUUUAUUUAUCCUCUUGGGCUCCUCUCCUCAGCUUGCACCCCAGACACUCAGACCUGGGGCUGCCUGCAUUCCCUGCUGAAGCUUGUCAUUUCCAUCCCCCCCUCUUGCCCCCAGCUCCUGCCUUGUUCACCAUUGAAACCAAUGGAUCCUGGACUUCAUCUCUUUAGAUAAGUGUUGGCCAAGGUAAAAGUUUAUUGGUCUGAGCUACACUAAACUGAGAAUGGGGGAAAGGCCAGAAGCAAUUGUUGGAUCUCUGUCAUCAGCAUAUAUGCAUUGCAGCUGUGGCCAUCUGGAUCCGGUGCCCUUUCUAACCUAUAUAAUGACUCAUUUGUUUGGCUUACGGUGAAUAUCAGUGGGCUCUUGAGUCCUUUCACCCUCUCCAAGACUUCAGUGCUUUUCCUGCAUGAGAAAGGGUCAGAGUGCUGCUCACCUCUCACCUUCCCCUGGAGUUCCAUACACAGCGAUCACUAGGUGAAUGGGAAGUGGAGCAACACUGUUAGACUGGGCAAGCUCUUUGUAACGUGCUAUAUGCCUACAAGUAUGUGGUUUAGGGCUGAGGCCAAAGCAGGUGGUUUGUCUUUCCCCACUGAGUUGAAGACAGACAGACCCUCUGUGCAAAUCCAAAGUCAUUACCUCCCGCCCCCCCCUCCUCGCCCCUGCUGCCCUACCUGGUCAUGUGGGGGCAGCCUCAACACAGGGAGAGCAGACACCUCCCUUUGUCACAUAUCAGGUUGUUUGUGGCACCUGGUAAAUAGGCACUCUUUGUCAAUGUCAGGACCAUGCUCAAGUGUGAAAAGCAGUCUUGUAGUUGGUCACGCUCUGUCCAGUCAUUUUAGCCCCUCUCCCUGGGGGAUGGGACACUAAAGGCUAGUUGGGAGGGGGAGGCUAGAUGUGUUCCCUUCAGCCCUUCCCAACUGGCAAAAUAAUUGGGAGAUCCCUCUUUCCUCAACUAAAGCCUAGUCAUUGGUUAGAAAACUCUUUAAGUAUCUGAACUCAUUUAUGCCCCACAAUGUCUGUUUAAUAAUAGUCGGUAUUAGGACACAUUUUCCUAUCUUGCAUAAGCCAGUUCACUUACAAACCAAUUUCAGAUCAAGCUUCCCUUGUGAGGAAUGGAGAUUCUGGUGGUCAUUAUGACUGCAUUUCUCUUGUGAGUGGCCCUCUUAGAUAAACAGUAUUUAGUAUAAAAAUAUUCUUAGAAGACUUAGCUAGAAUUUUGACAUUUAGGUAGAGCUUGUACAUUAUGUACUGCAUGGAUUAGUACCCGUGUACAGUUGAAGUCAUCAACGUGCUGAACUGUAGAAGCCUGGCUUUGAGAUUGUGGCCCCGGGUAUCAGGAUAGUUGUGUGUUUAUGUGCUUAGGUGAUAGAGGUGCUGUGUUCUUACAGCUUAGACUCAAGCAGCCAUUCAUGGAAAAGGUUAAGGGUGAAAGGAUCAGCCUCGUUUUCCAUACCAGCAUUACUUUCACGGCUCAUGGAUCUGAAGGACUGCAUUUAGAACAUCUAGUACUAUUGCACUCAGAAACUGUGGUAAAAGUCACAUUAUUAAAACUUCAGGCAACUUGUAUUCUUGUUGGAAAUCAUUAGUCCUGUAAUUUCUUAAUUGUCUUCAUAUGGUUUGUGUAUAAAGAACUUGGCAGUCCUUUCUGCGUUUGAAUAAUUAGAUGUAGGUUAGUGAAGGAGACUAGGGAAUAUUUUCUUCCAAAAGGAAUUUGAAAUCAGGUUUAUAGUAUUUUGAAAUUAAAGUACUCCCUAACAUCUCAAAAUGUGGAAAAUGUUAUCUCAAAUUUUUUGACAGCUCAGGCACAUAAUCUGAUGAGACUUUUUUUUUCUAUUUAUUCUAAAGUAAUUUUUACUGUUUCUGUGUUGAACCAUUUAAAAUUUGCAUCUUUUAUAAAAUGCCCUUUUAUCUUGAAAGUCUAAACUUAGGCAUCCCAAAAGUCAAAUGUGAGAUCAUUAGCUAAUUCCAGAGAAGACUAGGUACAUGGUGGGAAUUCAACGAGUGAUUGUUUAUUGACAGAGUCCCAUUCCAGAAUGUGCAAUUUUCACGAAGGGUGGUUUAUACGAGGAUCUAGCCCAAGACUAUUGGCUGAAAGAUUCAAAUCUACUCAAGAAGUAGCUCCAGUUUGAGUGAAAACUUGGGAAAGACUCAGGCAAAAGCGUCAUUAGAUAUCUUAUUCCUCUCUCCUUGUGAGAAUCCAUAGCAUCUUUUUAUUUAAUGGGUACAAAACUUGGGACAUGUUCGUACCAACCAGCAUUGUUCUAGCAAACCAACAAGACAUUGAUGUGUGAGCUUAACUAAUUAUAAGGACUCAUGCAUUCUCUUGAUAAACUUUCUUCAAAGCAUUUAUUUUAAACUGGUAUUUCCCGCUGAAACAAAAUUCCAUGGUACCUUGCCCAUCCUGCCUUUCAUAUCCAGAAGAUUUUUCACAGAAGAAAUUUUCCAAACUUACUGGAAAUGCAUCCUUUAGACAUGACCUUAGAAUAUCAUUGGAAAUCACUUGGUUUAAAUUUGGUCUAUUUAUGUCUUUGUGGAUUAUGUACCAGGGCUAUUAAUAUUUAAACCUCUUAUUUCGAUAGGGUGGUGAGAUUUUUAUUUCUUUUCAGUUUGUGCCUUUGUCUUAACUAUGACAUGAUCAUAUUCAUGCCAGUUAUGAUACAAAUGAGCUAUUUUUAGUGCCUGUAUGGAGGAUUAAGAAGAACAUUCAGUUAAUUGAUAUGUCAGGCUGUAGUGUGUGUGGUAAAAUUCCACGGGAUGUGAUUUGAUCUAGAAUAUAUUCAAAUUCUUACAAUUAUGAUGCUGAAUUGACAGGUUUCUGUUCUUUUUAACCUUGAGUGUGCUUGUUUCUCCCUAUAUUAAGAAUGUUAAUAUUUUGAAUUAUAAGUGUCCAAGUUGCAGACAGAAUUUACCUAUGCAAGAUAAAUUCUAACUGUGCAACAUUUUUAUGAAAAUUAAAAGUAGUGUUUUAAGAGGGAAACCUUCUGAAAGUUUUCAUUACAAGUGCCUAGCUGAAGAACCAUAGAAAAAAUAAAUUCAGAAUCUCUCAAAUAAGUAAGCUUUCACUGAUUGAAUAUUAACCAAAUACAAAACAGUAGUAACUUACAUUACUUUUUUAUUGCUAUAACUGAACACCCUAAAAACUAAGAGAUGUGAUGGGGGGGAUGAAUAUUUCAUUGAUAAGGAAAUCAAUUUGUAUUACAUUUACAUAUAUUUUCUAAGAUUUCCUUUGCACUAGCCAAUCUGAACUUUAAAAAAGCCAAACAACUAACAACAAAGACCUUAUGCUGCCCUUAAGCCAAAAAUACUUUGUAUACCUGGUUGAAUGGUUUAUUUAAAUGUAUUGAAUUUCCUUACACAUUUAAAGUGUACUUCCCUUCAGAAUUACUCCAUUUUAAAAAUGGGUAACUUUCAAUUUCUGAACUUCCUGUUCCUCCUAAACAUUCCAUUAUAAGACAUCAGAAAGAUUUCUAGGUGGUAAUACAAUUUCCAAUGAAACAUGGACAAGUUAACUGUUAGGUUUAACAGUAGUAUUUUGGCAAUCGAUCAUACAAAACAAUACUAAAUUUUCAUUAAAAAAUGUUUCAAAUGUUUGGCCCCCAGUUUGAUUCCAAAACUUUUUCCCAUUAUUUAUGAUACACCCUUUUAUUUAAUUUUUUCCUUCCGACAUAAUGUUUUGGAAAAAGAUUAAUAUGUUAUGAAUAGUUGAAGACAAAACACAGAAAGAAACACCUAUUCAGUUCGUUGUUGUGGAAGGGUAGGUAUUCUGUGCUACCUUGGCGUUUGUGCUUUCCUAUUAUUUUCUCAAAAAGGAGCAUGGCUUUUUCUUAAAUACAUUUCAAUUCAGCAUUGCUUGAAAAAGAUUGGCCUGGAUAGAAAGACAUACAAAAUUUGAGAUGGUACCGCCUUUACAAGUAUGUCCAAAGGUUGAAAAUCAUUUAAAAAUACUCAGCUAUCCCAAAGGAAUGUGUUGCCUUUUCUUGUCUCUCAUUAGCUGGCUAUAAGUCAGAGGUCUUCACGUUUAGGAAAUUGCCAUUUUUUUACUCUCAAAAUUGCAUUAUAGUGAAUUACUGUUUACAAAAUACACAUACUGUGAACAGAUAGAAGUUUUUGUCUUUUAUAAGGUUGUCUGUAGAAUGAGUGUCUUUUUAAAGGGGUUGUUGUAUGUUAAAUAUUUUCAUUUUUUUUAUAUAAAUACUAGUAACUGUUUACUAAUUUUUUGGUCAGGUGUGUGCAAAUGUAGCUGAAAGACAGGGAGAAACUGCACAUCCAAAAUGUCCCAUUUUCGUUUCUUGAAAUGUUACCACUACAGACUUUCUUUGUUUAACCCCGAAUUAUCAUUUGUGAUGUUCUGUACCUAAAAUCAUGCUUAAUCGUAUAAGGAAACCUUUAAAAACACACCUAGAGGAAGCAAACUAUAGAUUGCAGUAUAUUGGUGUGAUUCACUCUGAUUCACAGAAUUCCUAGUUUAAUAUGGAGUAAAACAACUCCACUUAACAGAGAUGACAACUGAAGUGUUUUCCGCCUUGCGAAAAUUUGGAGAUUAUGUUGCUGUAAGAAUGGAAAAUUUGAACAUUUUAUAUCAUCGUAUAAUUUCAGAAUUUAGUUUCCAUAUCUUUUGGAGAACAUGGUUAUAUCAAGAACGUAGAAUAUAAGUAACCUAUUACUAAGACACCUUAAACAUAAAACUAGUAUGCUUGGCUGUUAACUCUAAAGAUGUUACUUAUGUUUGUUUUUAAAAUGCAUGUAUUUAACAAUUUUAUCAUAGUAUUGUCAUGGAAAAAUAAAUAUAU
This is a messenger RNA of Callorhinus ursinus (northern fur seal), 9980 nucleotides long. RefSeq names its product LIF receptor subunit alpha (gene LIFR). The record is from RefSeq and is a predicted model, not a curated record. Gene Ontology annotation, molecular function: cytokine receptor activity; cytokine binding. Lineage: Eukaryota; Metazoa; Chordata; Mammalia; Carnivora; Otariidae. Gene Ontology annotation, biological process: cytokine-mediated signaling pathway. Gene Ontology annotation, cellular component: signaling receptor complex; external side of plasma membrane; membrane.